Messenger RNA from Funneliformis mosseae, 1899 nucleotides. The record is from the annotation of a GenBank genome assembly. NCBI's taxonomy places the organism in Eukaryota, Fungi, Glomeromycota, Glomeromycetes, Glomerales, Glomeraceae.
AUGACACCAACACGAAUCAAGAAAUGGCAUCUAUUUGCGAUUUUAAUAUUGGCCGCAGUGCUGAUCACUACUUGUUUGACAUCGCCAAUUCAACAAGAACGCGAAAUUUCUAUCCAGAAACGACAGGAACCGAAAAAUAAUGAGCCAAAUAAUCAACCAAAGAAUGAAGAGACAAAAAAACCCGAUGAACCAAAAGAACAACCAAAGAAUGAAGAGACAAAACAACCCGAUGAACCAAAAGAUCAACCAAAGAAUGAAGAACCCAAAGAACAACCAAAGAAUGAAGACGCCAAACAACCCGAUGAACCAAAAGAACAGCCAAAGAAUGAAGAACCCAAAGAACAACCAAAAAAUGAAGAACAAAAAGAACAGCCAAAGAAUGAAGAGCCCAAAGAACAACAACCAAAAAAUGAAGACGCAAAACAGCCCGAUGAACCAAAAGAACAAAAACCAAAGAAUGAAGACGCAAAACAGCCCAAUGAACCAAAAGAACAACCAAAGAAUGAAGAACCCAAAGAACAACAACCAAAGAAUGAAGACGCAAAACAGCCCAAUGAACCAAAAGAACAACCAAAGAAUGAAGAGCCCAAAGAACAACAACCAAAGAAUGAAGACGCAAAACAACCCAAUGAACCAAAGGAUCAGCCAAAGAAUGAAGUGCCCAAAGAACAACCAAAGAAUGAAGACGCAAAACAACCCAUUGAACCAAAGGAUCAGCCAAAGAAUGAAGUGCCCAAAGAACAACCAAAAAAUGAAGACGCAAAACAACCCAAUGAACCAAAAGAACAAUCAAAGAAUGAAGUGCCCAAAGAACAACCAAAGAAUGAAGACGCAAAACAACCCAUUGAACCAAAAGAACAGCCAAAGAAUGAAGUGCCCAAAGAACAACCAAAAAAUGAAGACGCAAAACAACCCAAUGAACCAAAGGAUCAGCCAAAGAAUGAAGUGCCCAAAGAACAACCAAAAAAUGAAGACGCAAAACAACCUAAUGAACCAAAAGAACAGCCAAAGAAUGAAGUGCCCAAAGAACAGCCAAAGAAUGAAGACGCAAAACAACCCAAUGAACCAAAGGAACAGCCAAAGAAUGAAGUACCCAAAGAACAACCAAAAAAUGAAGACGCAAAACAACCCAAUGAACCAAAAGAACAACCAAAGAAUGAAGUGCCCAAAGAACAGCCAAAUAAUGAAGACGCAAAACAACCCAAUGAACCAAAAGAACAGCCAAAGAAUGAAGAACAACCAAAGAAUGAAGACGCCAAACAACCCAAUGAACCAAAAGAACAGCCAAAGAAUGAAGAACAACCAAAAAAUGAAGACGCAAAACAACCCAAUGAACCAAAAGAACAGCCAAAGAAUGAAGUGCCCAAAGUACAACCAAAGAAUAACGAACCUAAACAACCGGAAGAUCCUCCAGCUAAGAAACCAGACGUUAUAACUACAAUAUUCGUAAAUGAAAAGAUACCACCAGAACCAUCUCCGGAUCCAAAAAAUCCAGAUGAAAAGCCCAAUGGAAAAAACAAUGAACCUGAACCAAAGGCCAAUAACAAAGAUCAAAAUAACAAUAAAAAACCAAAUAUUGGACCAGAUGCUCAAGAAGCAGGAAAUGACGAGAAAGUAGUUUAUACAACAUUUACAAUCACCAUCACGAGUAUAAAACCAGGAUAUAGUACUAUCAUAACCACAACAAAUAAUAAAGGAGAGCCCACGUCAUAUCAAACUUAUAUACCACCGACUACGGUAGUUAUCGUUAAGAAGAUUACAUCUCCCCUUCCAGUUCCAACCGGAGAUCAAGUUGCUUUCGGUGAAUCUCUCAUUCUUGACGGAUAUCAGGGGAUUUUGGGGAUUUGGAUAAGUUUAAUAAUUGUGAUUGCGAGUAUGGUAUUUUCGAUGGUUGCGUAA